GUAUGGUGCGUACGGUGGCUGUGAUUGGUGCAGGCCCGUCUGGCCUGGCCUGUGUUAAGAGUUGUCUGGACGAGGGCCUGGAACCCACCUGCUUCGAGAGCAGUGAUGACAUGGGAGGCCUCUGGAAGUUCAAGGAAGUGUCGGAGCCGAACAGGGCCAGCAUCUACCGCUCUCUGACCAUCAACAUCUCCAAGGAGAUGAUGUGCUACUCGGACUUCCCGAUUCCUGCCGACUAUCCCAACUACAUGCACCACUCCAAGAUCCUCAGGUACUUCCGGCUCUACGCAGACCACUUCAAGCUGCUGCAGCGCGUUCGCUUCCAGACCUCGGUGACGAGUGUGAAGCAGAGACCAGACUUUGCCCGUACAGGUCAGUGGGAGGUGCGGACUGAGAACAGGGACGGUGAGGAGCAGAGACACGUCUUUGAUGCCGUGAUGGUCUGCUCUGGCCACUACACGUACCCACACAUCCCCCUCCAUGACUUCCCUGGUAUGGACACGUUUACAGGGAAGCACUUCCACAGUUGGGACUACAAGGGCCCAGAGGAUCUGGCGGGAAAACGGAUCGUGGUGAUCGGGAUCGGGAACUCCGGAGGAGACAUCGCAGUGGAGUCCAGUAGGGUGGCAGAACAGGUGUAUGUGAGUACGCGGCGCGGCGCCUGGGUGAUCCGGCAGGUGUCGGACAACGGGCUCCCGGUAGACAUGAAGUACAACACGCGCUUCGUGCACAUCCUGUUCCAGCUGCUACCCAUGAGGUUCUUCAACUGGUUUGGAGAGAAGAAGCUCAACGCCAUGUACGACCACGCCAUGUACGCUCUCAAGCCCAAACACAGGCUGUUUGAUCAGAUCCCGGUCAUCAAUGACGACCUGCCCAUGCGGAUCCUGUCGGGCGCGGUGGUGGUGAAACCAAACGUCAGGGAGGUGCGCGGAUCCACCGUGGUGUUUGAAGACGGCACAGAGGUGGACAAGGUGGACGUGAUCGUGUUCGCCACCGGCUACGGCUACGACUUCCCCUUCCUGCCCGCCUCCAUCAAGAGGAAGUCCGGCCACCGGAUCGGGCUGUACAAGCACAUCUUCCCCCCGACGCUGGAGCACCCGACGCUGGCCGUGGUGGGCUUCAUCCACGCCCUGGGAGCCAUCAUGCCCCAGGCAGAGAUGCAGUCGCGCUGGGUCACGCAGGUCUUCAAAGGUCUCAAGAAGCUUCCCAGCAAGCAGAUGAUGAUCAAGUCUGUGGAGGACGAUACGAAGGACAUGGACAGCCACUACAUCUGCUCCAAGCAGGCUCCUCUGCAGGUGGACUUCGUGACCUACAUGGAUGAGCUGGCCGGUGAGAUCGGCUGUAGACCCAGUCUGCCCUGGCUGCUCCUGACCGACUACGCCCUGUUCAAGAAGGUCCUGUGGGGACCCGUCAGCUCCUACCAGUACCGCAUCAUGGGCCCGGGGAAGUGGGGCGGUGCGCGCCAGGCGAUCUUCACGCAGUUCGAGCGCAUGCAGGAACCUCUGAAGACACGCCCCCUGGACGCGGCCAAGCAGCAGGGCGGCCUGCUGGGAACCCUGGCACGGAUCAUCCUCUACACCGGAGCCGGAGCUGCCGCCGCGUACUACUACAUGCACAAGAUCCAUCCGGCAUCGCUCGACAACCUCCUCUCCAUGGUCACCGCCCAGAAGAUCUGAAGACCUCACCACACCACACCACAUCACAUCACAUCACACC
Molecule: messenger RNA, 1713 nt
Organism: Engraulis encrasicolus (European anchovy)
Lineage: Eukaryota; Metazoa; Chordata; Actinopteri; Clupeiformes; Engraulidae
Product: flavin-containing monooxygenase 5-like
Exons: 10
Coding region: 3-1673 (556 amino acids)
Molecular function (GO): N,N-dimethylaniline monooxygenase activity; flavin adenine dinucleotide binding; NADP binding
Source: RefSeq, a predicted model, not a curated record